AUGUCUGAAGGAGAUGAUCUGGUUGGUGACAUCCAGAGGUUCAAUCAGAUAUAUUUUGAUUUGUUAAAUAUGAAUGUGAAGAUCAAGGAAGAUGUUCGGGUGUUGUUGUUGCUGUGCUCACUCCCAUCAGUGUAUGAUGGUCUGAUCACAACCUUGGUAUACGGCAAGGAGUCUUUGGAGUAUGAGGAGGUUGUGGGUGCCCUGAGGUCGAACAUACACUGGGAGAAGAUCUGCAAGGAAGACUCUACUUCGGAGGCGUUCGCUAUUCAUGAGAAGCAAGGAAGGUCUGGGAAGAGAGAGAAAGCCUGGGACAGAUCAAAGAAGAUGCCGAUGGAGCCUCAUCGGUGGGUGGAGUAUGUGCCAGAGACGUGGAUGCCGGUGGAGGCUCAGAUGUCGGUGGUGCCUGCGAAGUCGAAGCCGAUGCGGUGGUGGAUGGAGUAUGCUCUGAUAGCGGCUUAG
Molecule: messenger RNA, 459 nt
Organism: Elaeis guineensis (African oil palm)
Lineage: Eukaryota; Viridiplantae; Streptophyta; Magnoliopsida; Arecales; Arecaceae
Source: RefSeq, a predicted model, not a curated record